Acanthoscelides obtectus is the source of this 1181-nucleotide messenger RNA. Lineage: Eukaryota; Metazoa; Arthropoda; Insecta; Coleoptera; Chrysomelidae. The record is from the annotation of a GenBank genome assembly.
AUGUUUUCUUAUCCAGGUUAUUAAAUCAGAUAAUCUGCAAAAAAAGUCGCUGCAGGUAGCUCCGCGUGAACUGGUUCGAUUAUCAUGAAAUUUUGACAGGGUAUAUAUGAAAAAUGUACCUAUCCAAUGAUAGAUGGCGCUACGUGUAUCGGAUAUCUUUCAAAAGUCCUGUUUACCUUGCGACAGACCUUGUACAUUGGUGUGAUUGACACUAUUUAUAAAUACGAAUUGUUAUCAGUUUUCAAUUCAUUAUCCAGCAAUACUAUCACAUUUCCUGAGAUAAUCUAUGACAUAUCUUUAGAAUCAAAGAAAACAUCAUCUAGGAGAAAUUUAAUUUUUACGGAGAGCUAUUUUUGUGCAAAAUAUGUACAGAUUUUUUCUCGAUUUAUUUAAUAAUGAAUUUUUACUAUUAACAAGAUGUGCCAAAUUUUAUUGUACAUUGUUUUCUUAAUUAUUAAGAACCAGUAUUAAGUUAUGUAACGUGUAAGUAAGUGCCAUUUUUACUAUAUUUCUUUCUAAUAGAUUCAUUUACGAGCUUUUUACAUAAACAGUGUUCUAACUAGGUGUUAAAAUUAAAAAAAAUAAUUUAUAUUUUUUUAAGAAUGAGAUAAUUUAUGAACUAGAAAAAUUUUGGGCAGUAUUUUGAUUAUAAUGAAGAAAAAUUCGUAUCGAUGGAAUGUUGAUACACGAUUUUUUUUCUCAUUUUCAUUAAUAUUUAUUUCCUUGUUAGCUGUUGGUCUUUUUACUAUUUCUUGCUUUUAGGUGGCAUUUACUUAUUGAAAAUGUUUUAGUAAAAGGCUUAUAAUUUAAGAUCAAAUACACAUUCUCUUAUAGUUUAUAGUUGGUAAUUUUUUUAUACUGUAAAUAUUUGUACAUCCAAUAUAUCAGCAUCAUAUCUGUUUCGUACUGGUCGAGUUGUAUGUGUAUAUUAAAAAAUAUAUACAACUCGACCAAUCAUUGUUUUAAUAAAUUUAAGUAACAAAUUCAUAUCAAUUUAUUUAUCAAUUAUGGAUAUAUAUCUGAUACACAUACACUCAGUGUUUAUCAUAAUCAGUAUUUUGUUGUAGUUAAAUUGGUCGGUUCAUCUACCACAUGUAUAUACCAUUAUUCGUGUCAUCAGUGUCAAAAAUUCCUUUAAGCAAUAUAUUUAGUUUCAAAAAUGGGGCUACUUUUUAUUUCUC